This is a messenger RNA of Vigna umbellata (rice bean), 4035 nucleotides long. RefSeq names its product auxin response factor 6-like. Gene Ontology annotation, biological process: regulation of DNA-templated transcription; response to hormone. Gene Ontology annotation, molecular function: DNA binding. NCBI's taxonomy places the organism in Eukaryota, Viridiplantae, Streptophyta, Magnoliopsida, Fabales, Fabaceae. Gene Ontology annotation, cellular component: nucleus. The record is from RefSeq and is a predicted model, not a curated record.
AACUGUGAAACCUUCCCCUCUCUCUUUUUCUCUCCCUAGAAAAGAUAAAUCAUCUGACACAGGAACACACUCUCUUUCUCCUCCUUAAAAAACACCCAAAAACAAUGGCGCUUCUGUCUUCUUUCUUUCAAGCAUAGAAAGAGAAAAAUAACAGUAGUAGCACGACCACAGUCGCCAGCUCCCAAACUGCUACUCAUUUUCCAUUAACUUGGAAAAACAAAUCCCGACCCUUUUUUUUUUCUUUCUUUUUUUAAUCUAUAAAAGGAGGUGUGUUACACACUGUUUUCUUGUCCCCUCCGCGAAAAAGGAGCGAGUACCUAAGCUUGUGGUAGUUUUCAGUUGCAAGUUUGUUUCGGUUUUCUAUCUGCUGUAGAGUGCAUGCUUGUGUUGAUUCAGAGUUCAUUUUGCUCUCUUUUUUUUUUCGGGUUUGCCUGAGAUCCGGUACCCUUUGGGAUUUGUAGCUCCUUUUGCUGAGAUCUGUUUGCUUUUGGAGUUUCUUUGCUUGUUUGGUUGCUGGGUAGCGAUUGGUUUUUCGUGUUGUUGCCAAAUUUGUUGGUGAUAUAAAAAGAAAAGAAAGAAAAGAUACUGGUGAGUUACUUGUUCUUGGUGCUUCAAGCUCUGUAGGAUGAAGUUUUCCGUUGAAGAUUGGAACUUGGGGUGGUGGGGGUUGAGGAGGAUUGCAAGCGAAUGAAGGGUAGGAGUAGAAUAAAUGCUUUUUGUAGUGAGACUGGUAUUGGAUGAAAAUUGAAAAGGUGAGGAUUUCUGAGUUUAUUAGUAUGUCUAUUUGAUGGUUGAAGGAAUUUUAUAUCUUGGGUGGUCGAGUUUUGUUUAGAUUCAAAUUUCUUUUGGUUGUUGAAGGAGUAAAGGUGAAAGAAGAAUGGUAUUGUGGGGUAAGAAAGAAGAGAAAACAGGGAUUGUUGUUUGGUUUGGAGUGAAGGUUGUGGGAAUUUUGUUGCUACUAAAUUGCUCUACUUAAGAGUUUGCUUAAGAUCAUUGCUUUUUGGGACUGCGUCUAAGGUUUGAGAUUGCUGAAACUUUACUGAAAUGAAACUUUCAUCAGCAGGUUUUAGUCCUCCACCCCAAGAAGGAGAAAAGCGAGUUCUAGAUUCAGAACUUUGGCAUGCAUGUGCUGGUCCACUUGUUUCUUUACCAGCUGUUGGAAGCCGUGUAGUAUAUUUUCCACAAGGUCACAGUGAACAGGUUGCUGUGUCUACCAACAGGGAGGUGGAUGGCCAUAUACCAAAUUAUCCAAGCUUACCGCCUCAGCUUAUAUGUCAACUUCAUAACGUGACUAUGCAUGCAGAUAAUGAGACUGAUGAAGUAUAUGCUCAGAUGACUUUGCAACCUCUGAGUCCUCAAGAGCAGAAAGAGGCAUACCUUCCAGCGGAGUUAGGCACUCCAAGUAAACAGCCAACAAACUACUUUUGCAAAAUUCUGACUGCCAGUGACACCAGCACUCAUGGUGGAUUUUCUGUUCCUCGUAGGGCAGCUGAAAAAGUUUUUCCUCCUUUGGACUUUUCACAACAGCCUCCCGCUCAAGAGUUAAUUGCAAGGGAUUUGCAUGGUAAUGAAUGGAAAUUCAGACAUAUCUUCCGAGGUCAGCCUAAAAGGCAUCUACUUACAACUGGAUGGAGUGUCUUUGUGAGUGCUAAAAGGCUUGUUGCUGGUGAUUCAGUUCUGUUUAUCUGGAAUGAAAAGAAUCAAUUGCUUCUUGGCAUUCGGCGUGCUAAUCGUCCUCAACCUGUGAUGCCUUCAUCAGUCUUGUCCAGUGAUAGUAUGCACUUGGGGCUUCUUGCUGCUGCAGCUCAUGCAGCUGCGACUAACAGCCGUUUCACCAUCUUUUAUAACCCAAGAGCUAGCCCAUCGGAAUUUGUUAUACCUUUAGCGAAGUAUGUUAAAGCUGUAUAUCAUACUCGUGUGUCUGUCGGUAUGCGCUUCAGGAUGCUGUUUGAAACAGAGGAAUCUAGUAUUCGUCGAUACAUGGGCACAAUAACUGGAAUUAGUGACCUGGACUCUGUUCGGUGGCCAAAUUCUCAUUGGCGCUCAGUCAAGGUUGGCUGGGAUGAAUCCACAGCAGGAGAGAGGCAACCCCGGGUUUCUUUAUGGGAAAUUGAGCCAUUAACUACAUUUCCAAUGUAUCCAUCUCCAUUCCCCCUUAGGCUCAAGAGACCAUGGCCUCCAGGAAUGCCUUCAUUCAAUGCAGGCUUGAAGGAUGAUGAUUUUGGUUUAAAUUCUUCACUAAUGUGGCUUCGAGACUCAGACAGAGGUCUUCCAUCUCUUAAUUUUCCGGGAAUUGGUGUUAGUCCUUGGAUGCAGCCAAGGCUUGAUCCCUCAAUGGUGAACUAUCAAACAGACGUGUACCAAGCUAUGGCUGCCGCUGCACUUCAGGAUAUGUGGAGUUCAGAUCCUUCCAAACAACAUCCUACUUCCUUACUUCAAUUUCAGCAACCACAGAACUUCCUGAAUAGGACUUCUCCCACAGUGCAGACUCAGAUCUUGCAGCAAUCUCAAUCUCAGCAAUCGUUUCCAAAUAGUCAAGAAAUACCACAUCCAUCUCAAUCUCAGGCUCAGACUCUAACACAUUUUCAGCAGCAUUUGCAGCAUCAGCAUUCAUUCAAUAAUCAGAAUCAGCAUCAUCUUCUACAGCAGCAACAACAGCAGCAACAAUCACAACAACCGCAGCAGCAACAACAGCAACUGCAGCAGCAACAAGUGAUUGAUCAUCAGCAGAUUUCAAGUGCUGUCUCUACAAUGUCUCAGUUUGUUUCAGCACCUCAAUCCCAAUCGCCACCCAUGCAAGCUAUCUCUUCACUGGGACAUCAGCAGAGUUUUUCUGAUUCAAACGGGAACCCUGUAACUAAUGCUAUUGUUUCUCCCCUGCAUAGUAUUUUGGGUUCAUUUCCCCAGGAUGAAACAUCUCACCUUCUCAAUCUUCCUAGAACCUCAUGGGUUCCUGUUCAACCUUCAACUGCAUGGCCACCCUCCAAACGUGUUGCAGUGGAUCCUCUCCUUCCUUCUGGGGCAUCUCAAUGUGUUCUGCCUCAAGUGGAACAGUUAGGGCAACCACAGAGUACCAUGGCUCAAAAUGCAAUUACAUUGCCACCCUUUCCUAGUAGAGAGUGUGCUAUAGAAGGAAGCAGUGAUCCGCAAAAUCAUAUUUUGUUUGGAGUAAAUAUAGAGCCCUCAUCACUGCUAAUGCAUAAUGGGUUGUCAAGCCUCAAGGGAGUUAGCAGCAACUGUGGCCCACCAACUAUACCUUUCCAAUCAUCUAAUUACCUGAACACCACAAGCACUGAUUCUUCAAUGAAUCCUGGAAUGGCACACAAUAUUGGUGAGUCGGGCUUCCUGCAAACCCCAGAAAAUGGAGGGCAAGGAAACCCACCGAUCAAAACCUUUGUAAAGGUUUAUAAGUCAGGGUCCUUUGGAAGAUCAUUGGAUAUUACAAAAUUUACCAGCUACCAUGAGCUACGCGGUGAGCUUGCUCGCAUGUUUGGCCUUGAAGGUGAGUUGGAGGACCCUGUGAGAUCAGGCUGGCAGCUUGUAUUCGUUGACCAAGAGAAUGAUGUUCUUCUCCUCGGUGAUGGCCCAUGGCCGGAAUUUGUAAAUAGUGUAGGGUGCAUCAAGAUACUUUCCCCUCAGGAAGUGCAGCAAAUGGGCAACAAUGGCCUUGAGCUUCUUAACUCAGUCCCAAUCCAAAGGCUCUCUAGUGGCGUGUGUGAUGACUAUGCAGGCCAUGAGGACCCAAGAAGUAUUAGCACUGGGAUAACAACUGUGGGUUCUUUAAACUACUGAUAUGACAGUCAAUACCAUGAAUCUCUUUUCUCACUUGUAUUAUUACUCCUUCUCCACCCUUUGUCAAUGGCAAUGGUGGGAAGUACUGCCUAGUUGUAGUUUAUAGGCUACCUGUUAGCCUUUUGUUUUUGUUUUCAUGUUUUUGCUUCUUAGGACCAUUUAUAAGCUAAACAUGUAACUAUAUGGCAUCUUGUCAAUGUGCUAUCUACAAUAUGUUGAUUACUUGAUCGUUUAGAAGCUCAA